AUGGUGGAUGUGGAGGAGGUCGGGAACAAGAUGCAAUCGCAGAUGCGCCUCCACGCCGAGCCGGAGGACGCCGCCGACGACGACCUCCCCUGCCGGCCCUCUUCGACAGGGCGUCGCGGCUCCACGCCCUCGACCAGGUGCCUCCCUCCCCCGCCCCCCCGCCCCGCUUCUGGGAACUGGGAUCGCCCGCCCUUCUCCCGCUCACCAAGAGAUAGAGAUCGGGCGAGCGGUGCUUACGCGCUUGGAUUUUCUGACGCGCAGGAUGGGAUCCGCACGGCGGUUGACCUGCUGCGGCGCUGCGACGAGAUGGUCAGCAAGCUCGGCCUUUUCUCCCCAACGAGACGAAGGAAGACGUCUCCACCGCAAACCUCAAGUUCCGAUUACCUUGCGGAAAUGACUGAGAAGAUAGCUCAAGAGGAUCGGAUCCCGGUUCUUAAGGCAUCACAGGACCAUUUGAAGGAGUUCAUUGCUCUAUGUGAAGUACUAGAGCUUAUUCCAGAGGAUGAGCUAGAAUUGUCCAGGCAGAAGCAGCCUGAUACUAUGGCAAACAGAAGAGCGCAGAAGGUUGCCCGGUUUAAACGUCAAAAGGCUGCAGAAACGAAGCUCCAAGAGAUCAGAGAGAGAAAAGAAAGGCGUGGACGCUCAUUGAGAGCAGCUGCUUUAUCUGCCCCAAUUGAAGCUGGAGAGGAAGAUGACCUGGAGGAUGAUGGGGAGGAAGAAAGAGAGGCUUGGUUAGCUACAAUCUCACUGGCUAUCUGCAAGGCUUUUGAUCUUCUCGACAUGCUAAAGAAGGAGGAAGAAAUGCUUCUAGCUGUAAAGGAAAGGAAGGCAAAGGACGGGAAUGCAUUUGCUCGUGAAAUGCUUGAUGAACGAACAAAGAAGGCUGAAGCAUGGCACCAUAAUGCUGCCAACCGUGUGGCAUAUUCCAAACCACCCCUGAUAUUUGGACCUGCAAGUCUUGUUGGUGGUGGUCUAACCAGUGAAAGGGAAAGAAUGGCGGCACAAGUUUUUCAGCCUAGUUACAGGAUGCCAACGAUGAGCAUCGAAGAAGCUGGUUUGCGCGAGAUGAAAAUGAUGGAGAAGUGGCAAGAAAGGACCGCUGAGAUGAUGAAAGAAGCAAACUCCGCGUGGCACAAGGAUGGCAGCAGCUCGGCCCAAGAGGACGAGGACGCCGAGGAGGCGAAAGCAAGAGCGUGGGACGACUGGAAGGAUGACAACCCCCGCGGCGCAGGCAACAAGAAGCUCACGCCCUGUGGCUAA
Molecule: messenger RNA, 1260 nt
Organism: Miscanthus lutarioriparius
Lineage: Eukaryota; Viridiplantae; Streptophyta; Magnoliopsida; Poales; Poaceae
Source: the annotation of a GenBank genome assembly